GACUCUCACCACACCCGUCGACUAACGCCAAACAGGUCCAAGAUGAGUCACCGGAAAUACGAAGCGCCUCGGCACGGCUCUCUGGCUUUCUUGCCACGAAAGCGCAGUGCCAGACAUCGGGGCAAGGUUAAGAGCUUCCCAAAGGAUGACCCCAAGAAGCCUGUCCACCUUACCGCCGCCAUGGGUUACAAGGCCGGUAUGACCACCACCGUCCGCGAUCUUGAUCGUCCUGGUGCCAAGAUGCACAAGAAGGAGAUCGUUGAGGCCGUCACCAUUAUCGAAACUCCUCCGAUGAUCGCCGUCGGCAUUGUUGGAUACAUUGAGACUCCUCGCGGUCUCCGAUCGCUUACCACCGUCUGGGCCGAGCACUUGAGCGACGAGGUCAAGAGACGGUUCUACAAGAACUGGUACAAGAGCAAGAAGAAGGCCUUCACAAAAUACGCCAAGAGCUACUCAGAGAACAAGGGCGCCUCCGUCACCCGCGAACUCGAGCGCAUCAAGAAAUACUGCACUGUCGUCCGCCUUCUCGCACACACCCAGAUCCGCAAGACCCCUCUCAAGCAAAAGAAGGCCCACCUCAUGGAAAUCCAGGUCAACGGUGGUUCCGUCCCGGAGAAGGUUGACUUCGCCCACGGUCUGUUUGAGAAGCCAAUUGAGAUCGACUCCGUCUUCGAGCAAGACGAGAUGAUCGAUGUUAUUGCUGUCACCAAGGGCCACGGUUUCCAGGGUGUCACAAGCAGAUGGGGUACCAAGAAGCUUCCUCGCAAGACACACAAGGGUCUCCGAAAGGUCGCUUGUAUUGGUGCUUGGCAUCCAUCCCACGUCCAGUGGACCGUUGCCCGUGCCGGUCAAGACGGCUACCACCACCGUACAUCCGUCAACCACAAGAUCUAUCGCAUUGGCAAGGGUUCUGAUGAGGGUAACGCCUCCACUGACUUCGAUGUCAGCAAGAAGCAGAUCACUCCAAUGGGUGGCUUCGUCAGAUACGGUGAGGUGAAAAACGACUUCAUCAUCCUCAAGGGUUCCUGCCCCGGUGUCAAGAAGAGAGUCCUCACUCUCAGAAAGACCCUCUUCCCCCAAGUCAGCCGCAAGGCUUUGGAGAAAGUGGAAUUGAAAUGGAUCGAUACCUCUUCCAAAUUCGGCCAUGGUGCCUACCAGACCGCCGCCGAGAAGCGGGCGUUCAUGGGUACUCUCAAGAAGGAUUUGGCUGCUGCUCCAUGAGACGUUUCUUUUGUUUUUAAUGGCUGGGGUUGAUGUGGAGCAUGGUAUCUUUUCAUCAGCGGUUGUAUCUACUUUGAUGACAAGAAAAUUCAAUUCUACGGGUUUCUUCUAAUACAAAAUGUAUGAUGAUUAAUGGA
Molecule: messenger RNA, 1358 nt
Organism: Coccidioides immitis RS
Lineage: Eukaryota; Fungi; Ascomycota; Eurotiomycetes; Onygenales; Onygenaceae
Product: 60S ribosomal protein L3
Exons: 6
Coding region: 43-1221 (392 amino acids)
Biological process (GO): ribosomal large subunit assembly; translation
Cellular component (GO): cytosolic large ribosomal subunit; ribosome
Molecular function (GO): RNA binding; structural constituent of ribosome
Source: RefSeq, a predicted model, not a curated record